This is a messenger RNA of Mugil cephalus (flathead mullet), 2946 nucleotides long. It is a transcript of the gene hsd17b4, whose product is annotated as hydroxysteroid (17-beta) dehydrogenase 4. Bases 116 to 2329 code for a protein of 737 amino acids. The transcript is spliced from 25 exons. NCBI's taxonomy places the organism in Eukaryota, Metazoa, Chordata, Actinopteri, Mugiliformes, Mugilidae. Gene Ontology annotation, molecular function: oxidoreductase activity. The record is from RefSeq and is a predicted model, not a curated record.
UGCGGAAGUGGAACUUGUCCCCUGGUUCCCUUCCCUGCUGUCUCUGGAAGCCAAGGCUUUUUUAAAAUUUAUCCACGGUGUCGGUUGUCUCUCACGACAAUAACAUCUCACAGCCAUGUCUUUGUCAUUCGAGGGCAGGGUCGUGCUUGUCACUGGAGCAGGAGGAGGCCUUGGCAGAGAAUAUGCACUGGCUUUUGCUGAAAGGGGCGCCUCCGUAGUAGUGAAUGACCUUGGGGGAAGCACUGACGGUGGUGGAAAGAGUUCUGCAGCUGCUGAUAAAGUGGUGGAGGAGAUAAGAGCGAAGGGGGGCAAGGCCAUCGCAAACUAUGAUUCUGUCGAAGAUGGAGACAAACUGAUCCAGGCAGUAUUGGAUGCGUUUGGAAGAAUAGAUGUUGUUGUAAACAAUGCCGGGAUUCUUCGUGACCGAUCCUUUGCCAGGAUCAGUGAUUUGGACUGGGACAUGAUUCAAAGAGUUCACUUGCGAGGCUCCUUCCUUGUGACCCGAGCUGCUUGGAACCACAUGAAAAACCAGAAGUUUGGCAGAAUCAUCAUGACUGCUUCGGCCACGGGCAUCUAUGGGAACUUUGGCCAGGCCAACUACAGCGCUGCCAAGCUGGGCUUGCUGGGGCUGGCUAACACCUUGGCAAUUGAGGGACGCAAGUACAACGUCUACUGCAACACCAUUGCCCCGGUUGCUGGGUCACGCCUCACAGAGAGCACCAUGCCCCCAGAUAUGUUGAACUCGCUGAAGCCCGAGUAUGUCGCUCCUUUGGUCCUGUGGCUCUCUCAUGAACAGUGCCAAGAAAACGGAGGGCUGUUUGAGGUCGGUGCAGGCUGGAUUGGUAAACUGCGCUGGGAGCGUACUCGGGGCCAGAUUUUGAGAAAAAAGAACCAACCCAUGACUCUUGAGGCUGUCCGGGACAACUGGGACAAAAUCUGUGAUUUUACAGAUGCCACUAAGCCAACUAGUAUACAAGAGUCUCUUCAGUCAUUAUUGCAUGUGCUGUCUGAAGUGGAGUCGGAGGGAGAGGUCGGUGCGAAUCCAACAGCAUCCGCAGCCUCGGCGGCGUCAGGAUCAGGGUUAAAUCCAAAUCAGGCUGUGGGACAAAAACUACCACCGUCCACAUUCAGCUACACCCACACCCAGUCCAUCCUCUACGCGUUGGGCGUCGGCAUGUCCACCAAGGACCCCGAUCAUCUGAGGUUCCUGUAUGAAAACCACGAAGACUUCAGCUGCCUGCCCACCUUCGGGGUCAUCACCGCCCAGGCUGCCAUCAUGGGCGGCGGCCUGAGCUCAAUCCCUGGACUCGACAUAGAUUUGACACAGAUACUGCAUGGGGAGCAGUACCUGGAGAUUUACAAACCUCUGCCAACCUCAGGCAACCUGACCUCUAACACCACCGUAGCAGACGUGUUGGACAAAGGAUCCGGAGCCGUCAUCCACCUGGACGUGCACACCUACAACGGAGGUGAGCUGUUGUGCUUCAACCAGUUUUCAGUAUUUGUGGUCGGAGCCGGAGGCUUCGGUGGAAAGAGAACGUCCGACAAAGCCAAAGCUGCACUGCCUCCUCCUAAACGAGCACCAGAUGCUGUGGUGGUUGAGUCGACCACGAGAGACCAAGCUGCCUUGUACCGUCUGAGCGGAGACUGGAACCCUCUUCACAUAGACCCCAGCUUUGCCGCGAUGGGAGGCUUCAAGUCUCCCAUCCUGCACGGCUUGUGCUCCCUCGGCUUCGCCGGGAGACACGUCCUCAAGCAGUUCGCCGACAACGACCCGUCCAGAUUCAAGGCCAUGAAGGUUCGCUUUGUCAAGCCGGUGAUGCCGGGUCAGUCGCUGCAAACUGAGAUGUGGAAGGAAGGCAACAGAAUUUACCUCCAGUGCAAAGUGAAAGAAACUGACGCCGUCGUCCUCUCUGGGGCCUACGUGGAUUUACAUGCAGCCUCAGGAGCUUCUCCAGAUGUUCCCACUCAGGGAGGAGGCCUCCAGAGCGAGCUGGUCUUUGCGGAGAUCGGCCGUCGUGUGAAGGAGAUGGGCUCAGAGUUGGUCAGGAAGGUGAACGCCGUGUUCGGCUGGGAGAUCACCAAGAACGGAGUCAACGCUGCACAGUGGACUAUCGACCUGAAGAACGGCAGCGGCUCUUUGCACAAAGGUCCUUACAGCGGAAAGGCAGAUGUGACCAUCACGGUGUCGGACGAAGACUUCAUGGAAGUGGUGCAGGGGAAACUCAACCCGCAGAAGGCGUUCUUCUCCGGCAAGCUGAAGAUUAGAGGGAACAUCAUGCUGAGUCAGAAGCUGGAGGUCAUCCUGAAGGACCACGCCAAGCUAUGAGCUCCUCGGCCAACCAAUCGCACGCCUCGAGGGUCUGAACGACCGGCCAGCUCUCUUCCUUCUUACUUUCCUUGGCCUGAUGUGUGAAUUCACUUACACGCUUUGUCUCUACAAGGAAAAGCAUUACAAACAUCCAGCAAUGAUUAAUGAAUGAAUUCUCUCAUACAAAUUAACUUUACUCAUUAGACAUUUCCUUCAUUCAUUCCCAUUCAUGGAUAUUUACGUGUUUCUCCUGAUGCCAGUGGCUUAAGGUGGAGUCCGUCCUCUCUGAAUAUGCUCCUGACGCGCAUGUCAAUAUCCAACUUAAUCCAAAAAACACAACGGUACACUACAGUCAACCUGGUUGAAGUGAUAACAGUUCAGUUUCAUUUUUAAUCUCAGCCAGACUGUCGUCAUGUGCCUGAUGUUUCAGUCUGAAUAAUUCACCAAAGUCAGAAACAGUUGUAUGCGUCUGAAUCUGUAACCUACACAGAGCUGUGGAGGCAGAAAGAGUUGGAAAGUUAUUAAAAAAUAAUAAUAAUAAUGAUCUAACUUUUAAUAAUGUGACGACAUUGGACUGUGGGUCUUCUGUUAAAAUAAAAAUAAUUCUGAAUAAAAGCUCAUUUGUGUCUAUUUAA